Molecule: messenger RNA, 1267 nt
Organism: Lynx canadensis (Canada lynx)
Lineage: Eukaryota; Metazoa; Chordata; Mammalia; Carnivora; Felidae
Gene: HMGN2
Product: high mobility group nucleosomal binding domain 2
Exons: 6
Coding region: 182-454 (90 amino acids)
Biological process (GO): chromatin organization
Cellular component (GO): chromatin; nucleus
Molecular function (GO): nucleosomal DNA binding
Source: RefSeq, a predicted model, not a curated record
GGCGGGAGGUGAAAUCCGGUUCUAACCGGUCCGGGGCUCCCAGCGCUAUAAAAACUUUAUAAACCCCCCGGAGCCCGAGCAGUGUGAAGAAGAGGAGGCGAGAACGACCCCCGGACCGGCCAAAGCCCGCGCGCCGCUGCAUCCCCGCGUCCAGCGCCUACGUCCCGCCGCCGUCGCCACCAUGCCCAAGAGAAAGGCUGAAGGGGAUGCUAAAGGAGAUAAAGCCAAGGUGAAGGAUGAGCCACAGAGAAGAUCUGCAAGGUUAUCUGCUAAACCUGCUCCUCCAAAGCCAGAGCCCAAACCUAAAAAGGCCCCUGCAAAGAAGGGAGAGAAGGUACCCAAAGGGAAAAAGGGGAAAGCUGAUGCUGGCAAGGAUGGGAAUAACCCAGCAGAGAAUGGAGAUGCCAAAACAGACCAGGCACAGAAAGCUGAAGGUGCCGGAGACGCCAAGUGAAGUGUGUGCAUUUUUGAUAACUGUGUACUUCUGGUGACUGUACAGUUUGAAAUACUAUUUUUUAUCAAGUUUUAUAAAAAUGCAGAAUUUUGUUUUACUUUUUUUUUAAGCUAUGUUGUUAGCACACAGAACACUUCAUUGUUGUUUUGGGGGAAGGGCAUAUGUCACUAAUAGAAUAUCUCCGAAGCUAGAUUGAUUCAAGGGGAAAAACACCAUUCCCUUCUAGUUCUGAGAAACUUCCUCUUGGUUCCCAGGAGGAGCAAUUCCUUGAUGUUGACACACAUUAGCCACCUUGGCACAAACGCCUUGUAGGGUGGAAAAUCUAAACUUCAUUUUUUAUGUCCUUUUCUCCCUCUGCCUUCAACAUAGACUUGACUCCCUUAAACCCAGAGACCUGUUGGAACCUGACCCCAAGAAAUGGUUCCCAGUAUGUCAGGCAAUCUGGACUUUACAGUGUCACCAUGGAGAUGGCAUCCCUCAAAAGAGUUCCUUUUUUAGCUUGUGGAGCUUCAGAUUGAUAAUUCUGCCAUUUUCAUUUCAUUUCCUGAAAGUCAGGGUCGGCUUGUGAAAAGUUGUUAAACAACAUGCUAAAUGUGAAAUGUCAACCCUCACUCUAAACUUUCCCUGUUCAGAGCAUCAAAUGAAGAUUUCAUUGGGUUUUAUAGUGGCUUUCUGAUUUUGGUAGUCCAUUGAAGAAGGGAGUUUGAAAGUUGUUGUAUACUGUUAACGAUUGUCUGCCCAUGUCCUGCCUGAAAUACCAUGAUUGUUUAUGAAAAGUAUCUUUAAUAAAGCUGGAUACAGUUUGGCUUGGAA